Messenger RNA from Ictalurus punctatus (channel catfish), 5160 nucleotides. It is a transcript of the gene tgfbrap1, whose product is annotated as transforming growth factor, beta receptor associated protein 1. The coding region runs from base 185 to 2806 and encodes 873 amino acids. Gene Ontology annotation, cellular component: cytoplasm; membrane. The record is from RefSeq and is a predicted model, not a curated record. The transcript has 12 exons. Lineage: Eukaryota; Metazoa; Chordata; Actinopteri; Siluriformes; Ictaluridae. Gene Ontology annotation, biological process: endosomal vesicle fusion; autophagy; intracellular protein transport.
AUUUCUCACUAGUGACCCCUCACUUUCUUGUAGAAUCACACCGAGUCAUUUCCAGCAGCGGUUAUUACCAUUUAUUAGCCGAGCGCUCAUUCAGUACGCUUAAGUUAGCUUUAAGUGCUGUCACACAGGCGACUCAGUCCACUGUCCGCUGAAUGAGUGUAAAAUUAGCAAGUGUGCGACUGAAAUGUAUGUGAAAAGCAGCAUGAGCGUGAAGGCCUUCGAGCUGGUGCCCGCUGUGGAGCGGGAGCAGUUGGCUGGCGAGAAGACGCGCAUCGGUGUUGAGUGCAUCGAAUGCUGUGGCCAGCACCUGUACGUGGGCACCAACGAUGGCUUCAUCCAUCACUUCCUGCUGGAGGAGCGCACCACAGCUAAAGGCCAGCUAUCCUUCAGCUCGCAGAAGCUCCUACACAAACAGCUAGGCCUCAAGAAGCCGCCGUCCGAGCUAAAAGCUGCCUCGGCCCUGGAGCGCCUGAUCGUCUUGUGCGACGGUGUCAUCUUGCUGGUGGAUAUGGUCACACUGGAACCGGUGGCAUCUGGAGGGACCAAACUUAAAGGCGUGACUGUGUUCUGUGUUAACGAGAACCCUGUGACGGCCGAGCCUUUCUGCGUGGAGAUGGCGGUGGCGUCUGCACGGCGCCGCGCUGUACACAUUUGCACCGUGCACGAGGAUCGUGUGCAGAUCCUGAGGGAAGUGGCCACUCCCGAUCAGCCAUGCGAUCUCAGCCUGGACGGCUACUUCCUGUGCCUGGCUCUUCCCACACGGUAUGUGAUCCUGAACUAUGGCUCAGGUGCCUCGCAGGAUCUAUUCCCCUAUGACAGCGAGGAGAGGAAACCCAUUGUCAAAAGGAUUGGCAGGGAGGAGUUUCUCCUGGCUGCGCCAGGUGGCCUCGGCAUGUUUGUUAACUCUGAGGGCAUCUCCCAGCGUGCCCCAGUCAAGUGGUCGGAGAACGUGAUUGGCGCAGCCGUGUGCUUCCCGUACGUGGUGGCUCUGGACGAGAGCUUUGUAACGGUUCACAGCAUGCUGGAUCAGCAGCUCAAGCAGACGCUGUCAUUCAGUGAAGGACACAUCCUGCAGGACUUUGAAGGCAAAGUGGUGUUGGCUUCCACAAAGGCAGUGUAUGUGCUGGUGCCUCUGCCUCUGGAACGACAGAUCCAGGACCUGUUGGCAGGACGUCGAGUGGAGGAGGCGCUGACCCUGACCGAAGGUGCACAGAGAAACAUUCCUAAAGACAAGUUCCAGAUAUUACACAAAAGAAUUCUCCAGCAGGCGGGAUUCAUCCAGUUUGGCCAGCUUCAGUUUUCUGAAGCUAAAGAGCAUUUUAGGAAGGGGCAGCUAGACGUACGCGAGCUGAUCUCACUGUGCCCGCUGCUGCUGCCUGCCUCAUCGUCGUUCACACGGUGCCAUCCGCCACUGCACGAGUUCGCCGAUCUGAACCAUCUGACGCAGGGUGAUCAGGAGAAAGUGCAGUCCUGCAAGCGCUUCCUCAUCAGCUACCUGCGUGAGGUGCGUGCUAGCGAGAGUGCCAAUGGCUUCAGACAGGAUGUAGACACUGCACUGCUGAAGCUCUACGCCGAGGCAGGUCACGAAGGCUUGCUGGAGCUGCUGGCCUCUGACAACUCUUGCCUGCUGGCCGACAGCGCACCCUGGCUGGAGAAACACCACAGGUACUUUGCUCUCGGGCUCCUGCAUCACUACAACGGCCAGGAUGCCGCGGCUCUACAGUUGUGGGUUCGAGUUGUCAAUGGGGACCUCCAGGACUCCACACAUGCUGAUCUGUUUGAGUAUGUUGUGGAUUUCCUGAGUUCCUGCAAGAACCUGGACCUCGUAUGGAAGUAUGCAGACUGGGCUUUACAGAAGGACCAGAAGCUUGGAGUACGGAUCUUCACCAAGAGACCUGUUUCCAAAGAGCAGACCAGGCAGCUGAAUCCAGACGAAGUGAUCACGUACCUACAGAAGCACAGCCAGGCUCUAGUUCUGUACUUGGAACAUGUGGUUCUAGAGAGGAGGUUACAGAAAGAGAAGUACCACACACACCUAGCUGUACUGUAUGCCGACCGAGUGCUCGCUCUCGUCUCUCGAACCUCAGCCACGGAGGAUCAGCUCUCUUCAGCCCGACAGAAACUGCAGCGACUGUUAAGAGAAUCCAACCUGUACAGAGUCCAGCUGCUACUGGGUAAACUCCAAGACUCUGAGCUGCUCUUAAUGGAGAGAGCGACACUACAUGGUAAGCUGGAGGAGCACGAUAAAGCACUACAUAUCUUGGUGCACCAGCUGAAGAACUCUGCAGCCGCACAGGAAUAUUGCACAUGGGCAACUGCGGCUCACGAUCACAAAAACCGUGGGGAAAUUUUCCAUCAGCUGCUGCGUGUUUAUUUGGACCCGGACGUACCCGGAGGGCCGCGGACUGUGGAGGCUGUGGACUUGCUGAACCACCACGCUGAGGUUUUUGAUGCCCCAAAGGUUUUGGAACUUCUCCCCGAGUCGUGGUCUCUACCUUUGCUCCGCCCCUUCCUGUGUGGGGCUGUGAGAGCCAGCAUGCACGCUCGCCACACCUCCCAGAUCGCACUGGGGCUCGCGCGAGCUGAGAAUCUGCAGCUGCACCAUGACAGGCUGAAGCAUCGCGGCGGUCCAAUCCUGGUGUCGGGAAAAAAGGGAUGCCACCUGUGCCACAACACUUUCAGCGAGCCAGACUGCGUGUGCCUCCCGGGUGGCAAGCCCGUCCACACACAGUGUGCCACCCAGAAGCUUAAGGGCUCACCCACAAAGCGACAAGUAGACCACGCCCACACCAGCAAUCAUACAUGAAGGUUGCAGGAAGUGGGACGCACUGCAGGGGGGCAUCUGCUGGUCCUGGGCCUGGACGACUGAAAGCACCCGGGUGGAGACGGGCACAGGGAGAGAAAGAGGGGGAACGAGUGUACGCGUCGCACAUCUAGAACGCUCAGAGCGGCUUGGAGUCUGGUUAAAGCAUGGGUGUGGCUUGAGAGAAAGACGGAAUUUUCAUUUGCGUGAAUGAGCAUGAGGGGAAACUGAGAGCUGUAUGAAAUGAUGAGAUGCUAUUUAUUCGUGUUCCUCGCCUUAGACUUUCGGCAUUACUAACACAGAUCAUGUUGAACCGGUCAAAUUUUGUUUUAAAGAAACGGGCAACGAAAACAUUUAUAAAAGAAGAAUCCAUUAAAAACGCCAUGACGUGAAAAGAGCGGAGUCGUCGAGGCUGCUGUUGCGAUGUCGUUUUUAACACUAACAGAAUGUUUCGUUGGCGGUGGGUUCUGCUGUUCGUCUAACGACCCGUACUUCCUGAUCUCACAGCGGAUCGUCGUAUCGUUACGUCACUGUACCCGACGUCAUCAAACGCUCGGACGUCGGCGGUUUCCGAUAAGGAAAAAAAAACGAAACCACGUGGUUAUUCUUCAUGGAUGUGGAUCUAUUUUGCUCUAUGUUUUCAUCGACAGGACACCAAAGUUGCUCUUCACGUCUGUGCCGACAGGGACGCGGUUAUUUUAGAAACAAAUGCAAGAUAUUUCUGUCCAAAUGUAAAAAAAAAGUAAUUAGAUUUUUAAUUCCAUAGAAUCAUAAACAUGCUUAGGCUUGAUUAUUUCUAUCUAGAUAUUAUGGGAUAGAUAUUAAUCACCACGACCCUGACCAGGCAGGUAUUUUGAAUGAAUGGCCGUUCUAAAUGCGUCACGCUCACGUUUAAUCAAUUUGUUCUUUCUUUGUCCCACUUUCCGCCCACGUGAAAGUGAAAGACUUUUUAUUGCCUCCUGUUGGAUUCCUCUCUAAUCCACACCUCUAGUCUUAACCAGAUUUCUAGCAAGCGUUAAAAGAAUAGAAUGCCUGGCUUUGUAUCUGUUUAGGACACACUGAUCAUUUCUGAAUGUAUUCAUAUUCCAUUACAUCCCUAGUAAUAUAUGAUGAGGACAAAGAAAGAACCACAUUUGUAAUUUCUCAAACUUUCUCAAAGCUCUCUUGUUCUGAAUCUUCAGUAAUACGAUUUUUUUUUUUUAAUUUGUGAAUGAAGAACAUAGAUUCAAAGAUUGUUUGUUUUUUUUUUUUUUUUUGUUUUUUUUAAGAAAAUGUUUUCUCCCAGUUUGAGUCAUUGCCAAUCCCCACUCACUAGCUAGCCUUUCCCUAACAUGCUACCAUGUGAAGCCAGUGCAUCUUCUUGAACAGCUGCUCGUGCUACGCGACAGGGCAGAAGAACACUCGUUUCGCAUACGCGCAUUUCUCGUCAAGUCCUUCGUUUGAGCUGCGAGUCUUAUAAAUGCUAAGCUGUGAAUAACAGAGAUAUUUCAAAAAGUAUUGAAUAGCAUAAUGAAGGUCUUGCCGUCUAAUAACGGUAGUGUGUUUUUGAAUAUAUUUUGCGACAUGCACAUGUUGAUUGGGAAUGCUUUUGUGUGAGAGACUGGGAGUGAGAGCGGCAUGAUGAUGCCCCUGGCGGAGGCUCGUUCUAAAAUCUCAAGCACAGUAUAACCACUGCCUACGAUAUCAAUACUUCAACCGGUGCAUGGGCAGGAACCAAAGACACACACCUGCUCGUGGAGACACACACCGACACCUGCUUAUGGACUGGUUCAGGCUCAGCUUUUAUUGGAUGUAAACGUUUGCAGAUUUCACUGUACAAAAAUGAAGAAAAAACAAAUGUUAUGCAUAGACGAAUUAAAUCAAUGUGUACAGCAAAAAAAAAAAAGAAGGAAAUAACAUCAACACGUCUUUUGAUGUCGAAUCCGUACGAUUGUUUGACAGUGUCUAUAAUCCAGGGCCUGGUUUUCCAAAAGCACUGUAGUGUUACGAUUAUCUUAUCUAUUAGAAUGGUGCAGAUCGUAACGGCGUUUAUGACUACGCUGUUUUUUUGUUUUUUUUUUUUCUCGAUCAAACCCGGCCCUCAAUGUUGUCAUGACACUUGACCUGGUCUUAACAUGUAACAGACUCUAACCUCCUCUCCCUGAUCACGAGUGCAUCUAACUACAGCCGCCUGACCCUUAAUACUGCAGACGGAAUCCGUCUGCCUCUUUCUAUCCACUCGAGUAUUUUAUAAACGCAUAUCUACUCGUGUACAUACUGUAUUUAUAACUGUUUGUCGCUUUGUAAAUGGAUGGCCGUGUAGUUGGAAUGUACAAAUGUAAAGAUGUCCAUUUUAAUAAACUUGACUGCUUAUGUUA